Molecule: messenger RNA, 1917 nt
Organism: Rhododendron vialii
Lineage: Eukaryota; Viridiplantae; Streptophyta; Magnoliopsida; Ericales; Ericaceae
Product: endo-1,4-beta-xylanase 5
Exons: 8
Coding region: 244-1905 (553 amino acids)
Biological process (GO): carbohydrate metabolic process
Molecular function (GO): hydrolase activity, hydrolyzing O-glycosyl compounds
Source: RefSeq, a predicted model, not a curated record
ACCCCUCUCUCUCUCUCUCUCAGCCCUGAGCAGUCACCUCCCCCACCCCCCCUACUAUUUAUCUUGUGAAUUGUGUUCCCUUAUACGUACCCCUCUCUCUCUCUCUCUCUCUGGGAUUCUUUUGUAAAGCUUACCAAUGGACAAAAUGUAUGCAUGAAUUCAUUCCCACACUCUACAGAUGGUGGGUGUUCAUUCUUUACUUGUCAAUGUUCGAAGCCGAUGUGAAGUUCAAGCAGAAAGAGUAUGAGAGGCCCUUUAUCCUUUUGCCUUGGGGUUAUCCUCCUCUUCCAUGCCUCUUUCUUGGCUUCCCCAUACGAUGGGCCCCUGUAUGAUUCUUCUGCUCACACAAAGUGCAAAGUGCAACCGGAGGAGCCGCUUUACAAUGGAGGGAUCCUAAAAAAUCAGGCACUGGAUGUCCACCCAAUUGUCGGUGACAAUGGAAACACAGAUUAUUGGCCUGCUUUUGUGUUGCAAAAUCUCACCCAAGGCACUAUUUACUGCUUCUCCAGUUGGGUGCAGAUAAAUGGUGCAAGUUCAGCUCAUGUGAGGGCAAGCCUGAUGACUGAACAUGAAAUCUACAAUUGCAUAGGGACUGUUGUAACUAAAUAUGGAUGCUGGUCUUUUCUCAAGGGUGGAUUCGAAUUAACUUCAUCGUCAAAUUUUUCUCUUCUGUACUUUCAGAAUUCAAAUGACAGCAACAUCAAUAUAUCCAUUGCAAGUGCUUCUUUGCAGCCCUUCACCAAAGAGCAAUGGAGAAUGAACCAGCAGAAUAAGAUUAACAGUGAAAGGAAGCGCGCAGUAACUGUUCAUGUUUCGGAUGGUCAUGGAGACAAAUUGCAAGGGGCAGAGAUUAUGGCAAAGCAAGUCUCAAAAGAUUUCCCCUUUGGAUCUGCUAUAGCAAAGACCAUCCUCGGAAAUGUUCCAUACCAGAAUUGGUUCGUUGAGCGAUUCAACGCGGUAGUUUUUGAAAACGAACUCAAGUGGGAAGCAACAGAGUCUAAACCUGGACAGAUCAACUACACCACGUCAGACCAAAUGCUGGAAUUUGUUCGAGCAAAUCAAAUCGUCGCCAGAGGGCACAACAUUUUCUGGGAAGACCCAAAAUACAUACCAGAAUGGGUUAGGAACCUAACUGGUUUGGAGCUGCAAUCAGCUGUCAGCUCGCGAAUAGAAAGCCUAAUGAGCAAAUACAAAGAGGAAUUCAUCCAUUGGGACGUUAGUAACGAAAUGCUUCACUAUGAUUUCUAUGAGCAAAGGCUUGGCCCUAAUGCCACAUUGCACUUUUUUGAGACAGUGCAUGAGGCAGACCCUUUAGUGACGUUGUUUAUGAAUGAGUUUAAUGUGGUGGAGACUUGCAGUGAUGAGAAUUCUACAGUUGACGUGUAUAUUCAAAGGAUGAGGGAACUGAAGGAAGGUGGAGUGGAAAUGGAUGGAAUUGGUUUGGAGGGUCAUUUUACAGUACCAAACCUUGCUUUGAUAAGAGCUGUGCUGGAUAAGUUGGCUACGCUUGGGCUUCCAAUUUGGCUAACUGAAGUUGAUGUUAGCAGCAAACUUGAUCAGGAAACUCAGGCUAUUUAUCUAGAAGAAGUAUUGAGAGAAGGCUUCUCUCAUCCAUCCGUUCAUGGGAUUAUGAUGUGGACUGCCUUGCAUCCAAAUGGCUGUUACCAAAUGUGCCUAACUGAUAACGACUUUAAUAACCUUCCAGCCGGUAAUGUAGUCGACAAACUCUUGAAAGAAUGGCAAACUGGGCCUGAACAGGGCCAGACAGAUGAACAUGGUGCUUAUGGCUUCUAUGGAUUCUUAGGUGAAUAUCAGGUGACUGUAACAUAUGGUAACAGAUCUGUCAAUUCAACUUUCUCCCUGUGUAAAAGUGACGAGACGAGACAUUUUAACAUUCAACUUUGAUUUGGUGAUAUA